Molecule: messenger RNA, 531 nt
Organism: Triticum dicoccoides
Lineage: Eukaryota; Viridiplantae; Streptophyta; Magnoliopsida; Poales; Poaceae
Product: histone H4
Exons: 1
Coding region: 4-315 (103 amino acids)
Cellular component (GO): nucleosome
Molecular function (GO): DNA binding; structural constituent of chromatin; protein heterodimerization activity
Source: RefSeq, a predicted model, not a curated record
ACCAUGUCCGGCCGCGGCAAGGGCGGGAAGGGGCUGGGCAAGGGCGGCGCCAAGCGCCACCGGAAGGUGCUGCGGGACAACAUCCAGGGCAUCACCAAGCCGGCGAUCCGGCGACUGGCGCGGCGGGGCGGCGUGAAGCGCAUCUCGGGGCUCAUCUACGAGGAGACACGCGGCGUGCUGAAGAUCUUCCUCGAGAACGUCAUCCGCGACGCCGUCACCUACACCGAGCACGCCCGCCGCAAGACCGUCACCGCCAUGGACGUCGUCUACGCGCUCAAGCGUCAGGGCCGCACCCUCUACGGCUUCGGCGGCUGACCUGCUCCUCCUGCUGAUGCUAUAGCCAGUCGACUCUGCUACCUGCUGCUGUGCCGGUGCUAUGGUUUCGUUUCUGUAUGUGUGUGUUGCUGCUCCAUCGGUCUAUGUAGUUAGUGGAAGGUGAUGGAUCUGAAUGCAAUCGAAAUUGUUGGUUCUUGCAAGAAAUGAAUCUGAAUGCAAUGGAAAUAUAUUGUACCGCAUCUCGCUAUGAUUGUA